Molecule: messenger RNA, 1812 nt
Organism: Yamadazyma jaroonii
Lineage: Eukaryota; Fungi; Ascomycota; Pichiomycetes; Serinales; Debaryomycetaceae
Source: the annotation of a GenBank genome assembly
AUGUCUGAUACUAUUGAUGAUGACGAGUCUUUGAUAGCUCAUGAAUAUACACCAUUGAAUAGUUUCCGAAGACAACUGGUUUUGGAUGCUCCUAUUGGUUCAUUCAAAGGUCCUAACUCGUUACAUAAUUUUGCAAGUUCAUUCACAAGAGCUCAAUCCUAUCAAGCAAGUAAAUUGGACAGUAAAAUUCAUAAGAAGAGAUCAUUCUUUCAACAACAUGACGACGGAGAAACCGAUGAAACUUUCGACCCAGAAUUAAUGAUCCCUUCAAUGAGAGGUGAAAGAUUAAGUACUGUAGUUCAUGAUAUGAAUCUUUUAAGAAAUAACUUAUUCAGUUAUGAUGGUCAUUCUUAUAAUUCUCCAGGUAAUGGAAGUGGUACAUCUCCAUAUAAUAAUGACGUGUUUUAUCAAGAUGAUAUAAUCAAUGCAUUGAAUAGUUCUAAAUCUAGAACUAAUUCCACAGCUACUUCAUACCAAGGAAUUCCUAUACCCAAAAGAAGAGUUAUCCCAGCACCUUCAUUUUCAUCAAUUCGAAGUUCUAUUUCUAAUAUCACCACUGCUGAUUAUCUUAAUACUAAAAAAAUCGAAGAUAAAGAUGGUAAUGUGGUUACAGUUUUAGAAGGUCAAAGUACAGCUCCUCAAACAAUUUUCAAUUCUAUUAAUGUCCUUAUUGGUGUAGGGUUAUUAGCCUUACCAGUAGGUUUCUUAAAAGCUGGUUGGAUCAUCGGUGUACCAUUAUUAUUGGGAUGUGGAUUUGCAACUUAUUGGUCAGCCACCUUAUUAUCCAAAUCUAUGGAUACUGAUAAAACUUUAAUGACUUAUGCUGAUUUAGGUUAUGCUUCAUAUGGAUCUAUGGCAAAAUUAUUGAUUUCUUUGAUCUUUUCCAUUGAUUUAAUUGGUGCUGGAGUUUCAUUAAUUGUUUUAUUCUCCGAUUCACUUUAUGCAUUAUUGGGAGACGAUGAAAACUGGACGAAACCCAAAUUCAAAAUCUUAAGUUUCAUCGUAUUAACUCCUUUUACUUUCAUGCCAUUACCUAUUCUUUCAAUUUUUUCAUUAUUUGGUAUUAUAUCUACCAUUUCCAUAACUAUAUUAGUAUUAGUAUGUGGGUUAUUGAAAGCUGAUUCACCUGGAUCUUUGAUAGAUGUCAUGCCAACAAAAAUUUGGCCAGAUAACUACACAGACUUAUUACUUGCUAUAGGUAUUUUAAUGGCUCCUUUUGGUGGUCAUGCUAUCUUUCCCAAUUUAAAGAGUGAUAUGAGACAUCCAUACAAAUUCACUCAAACUUUGAAAACCACCUAUUCAAUUACUUUGUUAACUGAUUUUUCUAUGGGGGUUUUAGGGUUCUUGAUGUUUGGAAUGUAUUGUAAAGAUGAAAUCACUAAUAAUAUCUUAUUCACUAAAGGUUACCCUGAUUGGAUUUAUCCUUUAAUCUCAGGACUCAUUUGUCUUGUACCCAUUGCAAAGACUCCUUUGAAUGCUAAACCAAUUAUUGCAACUUUAGAUUCUAUGUUACAUACAAACACAGAAUCAUCCCAUUGGUUCAAAGCAUUAAUCAAGAACCUCGGGAAAUUCAUCACCAGAGUGGGUGUUAACGCCAUUUUCGUUUACUUGGCCAUUGUGUUCCCUGAUUUCGAUAAAAUUAUUGGUAUGUUAGGGGCAUCUAUUUGUUUCUUAGUAUGUAUCAUAUUACCUUGUUGUUUUUAUUUGAAAUUAGUGAAAACUUCAGGAUUCGAAAGAUUCAUGGUCCUUCUGGCAGUUUUUGUAUCAACAUUCUUAGCUGUAUUGGGGACCUGGGCCGUUAUUGUAUUCUAA